Molecule: messenger RNA, 2443 nt
Organism: Ipomoea triloba (trilobed morning glory)
Lineage: Eukaryota; Viridiplantae; Streptophyta; Magnoliopsida; Solanales; Convolvulaceae
Product: L-type lectin-domain containing receptor kinase S.4-like
Exons: 2
Coding region: 190-2187 (665 amino acids)
Biological process (GO): protein phosphorylation
Cellular component (GO): plasma membrane
Molecular function (GO): protein kinase activity; carbohydrate binding; ATP binding
Source: RefSeq, a predicted model, not a curated record
UGAGAUAUAUUAAAGGGGCGCCACUGGGAAAUUAAAGCACAUCCCACUCAGCGUUUUCAUCCUCUGAUCCUUUGCUGGCGGCUUUUCUUUCUCUGCAUCCCCACGUGGUCCUUCUCAUUUAGUCAUUUAUAUCACCACCAUAGCCCCAUGACUCAAUCUUGAAUUCUUGUUCACAUUUGAAAAUCUGGGAUGGUGAGUUUUGCAACACUCCUCGUCUGUUCUUUCAUUUUUCUUUCAAUCCCAGUUUCGUCUCAGCAAGAUGGGUUUAUCUACACAAGAUUCAAUGCGCCGAACAACAACAUAAGCUUGACAGGAGUGGCAACGGUUACAGGGCGUGGGAUUCUUCAGCUAACCAAUCAAACCCGUAGAUUAAUGGGUCACGCCUUCUACUCCUCUCCCUUUCAGUUCAAGAACUCCUCCAAUGGCUCCGCUUUCUCCUUCUCCACCUGCUUCGCCUUCGCCAUAGUCCCCGAGUAUCAAAAAUUAGGUGGCCAUGGCUUCGCCUUCGCGAUUUCGCAGUCCGUGGAUUUCACCGCGGCUCUUCCCAGCCAGUAUCUCGGCCUGCUCAACGCCACCGACGUCGGAAACUUCUCGAACCAUCUCUUCGCUGUGGAGUUCGACACUGUCCAGGAUUUCGAGUUCGGGGAUAUUAAUGAUAACCAUGUCGGGAUUGACCUCAACAGCUUGGUGUCCAAUAAAUCCGCCGCUGCAGCCUUUUUCACUGACGAUUCCCAGAAACAGGAUCUGAAUCUCAAGAAUGGGAAGGUGAUUCUUGCUUGGGUUGAAUACGAUUCGGCUUCAAAUCUCCUAAAUGUCACUCUCUCACCCACCUCUUCCAAACCCAAGAUUCCUCUUUUCUCUUAUCGCUUGGAUCUCUCUGCAAUUUUGAAAGAAAGGAUGUAUGUUGGCUUCUCUGCUUCCACUGGGUUACUUUCCAGUUCUCACUAUAUCUUAGGUUGGAGCUUUAAAAUGAACGGAGAAGCCAAAAGUAUCGAUCUUGAUUCCCUUCCAUUACUCCCUGGAAUCAAGAAAACACUACAUAUGGGAUUUGUAGUGACGGUAUCUGUGUUGGGGGUUGUUUUUGUAUUACUUUUUAUCUUCGUGGGGAUUUACGUGUACAAAAAGAUGAAGAAUGGUGAUGUGAUAGAGUCAUGGGAGCUUGAGAUUGGGCCGCAUAGAUAUUCUUAUCUAGAAUUAAAGAAAGCCACGGGGAAUUUCAAAGAAAAGGAGCUACUUGGGCAGGGUGGAUUUGGUCAGGUUUACAAGGGAAUUCUUCCAAGUUCAAAAACUGAAGUGGCGGUGAAGCGAAUUUCGAAUGAAUCUAAGCAGGGAUUACGCGAAUUCGUGUCUGAAAUUUCGACAAUCGGGAGGCUUCGUCAUAGGAAUCUUGUCCAAUUACUAGGAUGGUGCAGAAAACGCGGCGAUUUGUUGCUGGUUUAUGAUUUUAUGCCGAAUGGAAGCCUGGACAGGUUCUUGUUUGAUCGGCCCAGAAGGGUGUUGAGUUGGGAGCAGAGGCUAAAUAUAAUCAAAUGUGUGGCUUCGGGGCUAUUAUAUUUACACGAAGAAUAUGAACAAGCCGUGAUCCAUCGCGACAUUAAGGCUAGCAAUGUUUUAUUAGAUAGCGAGAUGAAUGGAAGACUGGGAGAUUUCGGACUAGCAAGGCUACAGGAACACGGCACGAACCCGGGCACAACCAAGGUAGUGGGGACAUUGGGGUACAUAGCCCCGGAAUUGACAAAGACAGGAAAGGCCACAACAAAAUCAGACGUGUACGCGUUUGGUGCGUUCUUAUUGGAGGUUGUGUGUGGGCGAAGGCCAAUAGAGACAAAAGCUCGGAUAGAGGAGAUGGUUUUAGUGGAUUGGGUGUGGGUGAAAUUUAAGGAGGGGAAUGUUGUUGACGUGGUGGAUUGGCGAAUGAGAGGUAAUUUUGAUGAGUCGCAGGUUGUUAUGGUGCUGAGAUUAGGACUGAUGUGCUCGGGCAAUGAGCCUUCGGCAAGACCCAGCAUACGACAAGUGUUGAGUUACUUGGACGGAGAGUGUGAAAUGCCAGCUGAGGUUGUAGUGGAGCCAGAUAAGAGUAGUGACGUAGGGUUACUAGAAAUGGAUGCCACUUUUGCUUCUCUAUCUUCCCCUCAAUCACUCCUCUCCACUUCAGAGCAUAGAAAAUCAGAUACAUACACUUCUUAAAUUCCGGUGCUAAGUUAAAGAGCUCUCCACCAGAUUUUGACGACUGAAGGCCGCAGAUGAUGGAAUCGUGGAAGGUGUGGAUUAGAUUUCUUGCACACAUAAAGACUAGGGUGUGACUGGAUGAUGAGCUAAUUGAUGAACCUUUGCAAUAGUUCUAGGAGUGGGGUUAUGUGAGUUUAGGAUUAGUUCAGCAAAUUUGUAAUCACAUAAAUAUUAAAAAUAAUAAUAAUAAUUUUUCCCUGACUUGAGUCAUUUA